CCGCCGGCUCCGCUUCAGUCCCUCUUCCUCCUUCUCUGCCGGGCGCGUGGAGAAAGCGGUCCUGUCCAGUCUGUCUCCUAGUCAUCCGAACUAAUACAAUCACCCCAAAAAACAACAACAACAAAACAAUGACCACUGCACAGCCCAUAUUCUCCAAAGGAGAAGACUGCAAAGCCGGAUGGCAUGACGCGACAGCCGGGUACAACGAGGCGGACACCCACCUGGAGAUUUUGGGCAAGCCCGUCAUGGAGCGCUGGGAGACUCCGUACAUGCACUCGCUGGCCUCCGUGGCGGCGUCUAAAGGUGGUCGGGUUCUGGAAAUUGGAUUUGGCAUGGCAAUCGCCGCCACCAAAGUCGAGUCAUUCCCCAUCGAGGAGCACUGGAUCAUCGAGUGCAAUGACGGCGUGUUUGCAAGGCUGCAGGAGUGGGCCAAAUCUCAGCCACACAAGGUUGUGCCUCUGAAGGGUCUCUGGGAGGAUGUGGUGUCCACCCUACCUGACAACCACUUUGAUGGUAUCUUGUACGACACGUACCCUCUGACAGAGGACACAUGGCACACACACCAGUUUAACUUCAUCAAGGGCCAUGCUCAUAGACUACUGAAAGCCGGUGGAGUCCUCACAUACUGCAACCUGACUUCCUGGGGAGAGUUCCUCAAGACCAAAUACGACAACAUCGAGAAGAUGUUCGAGGAGACCCAGAUGCCUCAUCUGCUCCAAGCUGGUUUCAAGAAGGAGAAGAUUAGCACCACCACCAUGGACAUUGUACCCCCCAGCGAAUGCAAAUACUAUUCUUUCCGCAAGAUGAUCACUCCCACUGUUGUCAAAGAGUAAAAGUCUGAAGACACAA
Molecule: messenger RNA, 849 nt
Organism: Lampris incognitus (smalleye Pacific opah)
Lineage: Eukaryota; Metazoa; Chordata; Actinopteri; Lampriformes; Lampridae
Gene: gamt
Product: guanidinoacetate N-methyltransferase
Exons: 6
Coding region: 129-833 (234 amino acids)
Biological process (GO): creatine biosynthetic process
Cellular component (GO): nucleus; cytoplasm
Molecular function (GO): guanidinoacetate N-methyltransferase activity
Source: RefSeq, a predicted model, not a curated record